This is a messenger RNA of Postia placenta MAD-698-R-SB12, 743 nucleotides long. RefSeq lists its product as hypothetical. Bases 272 to 670 code for a protein of 132 amino acids. The transcript is spliced from 2 exons. The record is from RefSeq and is a predicted model, not a curated record. NCBI's taxonomy places the organism in Eukaryota, Fungi, Basidiomycota, Agaricomycetes, Polyporales, Adustoporiaceae.
AGCGCGCCCAUCCUGUAAUCCAAGCCAGCGAAGACCCAUCUUCCUACGAUCUUCUUGAACCUGAAACAUCGUGCUUCUCGGUCAGGACAUCAGAUCUCUCGAAUCGUGUGCAUCUAGCGCGCCCAAUACCUUUACAGAAGUAUCCUUAAGCUUUUACCUAGCGCGACCGCAUCUUGACAGAACCACCCUCACAAGUACGCCUUGUGGCUGUGAAAUUAUAUCUUCUCCCUUGUCUGAAAGCACGUCGGCAGCUACCUAUCACGCACACACAAUGUCGUCCAACGACGUCCAGGAAGCGGAGUCACGCAUCAGGUGGACACACUCGUCCAAGGGCGUCUGCUUUGUGUGCGAUGCCUUGACCAAUGUCUCCCGCACGCGGCUGCCCGUUCCCGACUUUAGCGACGACGACUACACGUGCAUCCGAUCGCUUGCUUUCCGCCUCGAUUCCGGGGAGCUGACCUUAGACGACCUGAGCUGGAAGGCUGGUGUAAAGGUGACGCGUGAACGCCGGCUUGCGAGUGCGGCCGUCUAUGCAUUCACGGAGGCGGAAUGGGCGCGGGUUGCCGACGACGAGGACGAAGACGAACAAUGCGAUGUCAUGAAUGACAAUGCGUUGUUGCUGCUCAGCUUGAAUCUCGAUGAUCGGGGGAAUCCGUUGAGACCGAAGUAGAAUGUACUUAUGACCAUAUGUAGCAUGAGCGGGCUGUAAUCAGCAUGUAACAUGAACACCGAGAGAUGCUGUA